Messenger RNA from Pungitius pungitius (ninespine stickleback), 2725 nucleotides. It is a transcript of the gene podxl, whose product is annotated as podocalyxin-like. Gene Ontology annotation, biological process: positive regulation of cell-cell adhesion mediated by integrin; negative regulation of cell-cell adhesion; cell migration. NCBI's taxonomy places the organism in Eukaryota, Metazoa, Chordata, Actinopteri, Perciformes, Gasterosteidae. The record is from RefSeq and is a predicted model, not a curated record. Gene Ontology annotation, cellular component: microvillus membrane; apical plasma membrane. The coding region runs from base 395 to 1939 and encodes 514 amino acids. The transcript is spliced from 8 exons.
AGCAUCAAGGCACUGUGGGAGACAAGACAGAGCGAGAGAGAGAGAGAGAGAGAGAGAUAGAGGGACACUGAGCUCCAACACUAAAGCCAAGGAGACCGCGGAAACACUCCCCCCCGCCCCAUCACUCCCCCCCACCCCAAAUCCUCAAAGUGCACAGCGAGGAAAGAAAGAAGCAGCGGAGACAAACAAAAGCAUUCUUGGCUUUCAGUUUAAGAGAAGAAGCAGGAAGGAAAAAAAGUGAAUAAUAAGUUGGGCGAGCUGGUUAACUUGACAGAAAGAGAAGGAGAAAAGGCGUGACGGGACGGACUCAAGCUCAUCAUCACUGUCUGCCUCCAGAUACCAAGGAACCGGUGGUUGUGCGCUGCAUGAAGGAUCAGAAGCAGGACCAAACAGGAUGAGAGCGACUCAGAGGAUCACAUCGUUGCUGCUGUCAGUCAGCUUCCUAAUAUUCAGUGUCAGGCUUUCCAAUGCGGACACCACCCAGAAUGUUGUCACAUCCAAGCAGUCAUCAGAGUUUGCAAACGAGACUGAGAACGUCAACUUCAGUGUCCAAACCACAUUGACACAGAAUGUGACAACUGAUCCAAAGAACCAUACGACGCCAUCUAUGGGGACAACUAAUGCGACGACAACGUCUGCUGCGUCUGCCACAGUAAAGUCUGCCACAAACACUACAGGGGAUGAUACCACUACUGCUACUGCUACCGCGUCAAACAGCCCACCAAACACUAGUGUCCCUGUUACAACAACAGCUACAACAACUGCAACAGCCACAACAACAGCAACAACAACAACUGCAACAACAGCUACAACAACUGCAACAAUAGCUGAAAAAACAGCUACAGCAACGGCAACAACAACAGCUACAAUAACAGCAACAGCUGCAACAACUGCAACAGCUACAUCAACAGCUACAACAACAGCUACAAUAACAGCAACAGCUGCAACAACUGCAACAGCCACAACAACAGCAACAGCUGCCAACAGCACUGGGUCAACUGGAGCCCCCAAAUACAUCGUUGCCCCCAAAACAAAGGCAACCUCUGUACCCGUAACAACAGCCGGGACACAAGCGGACACCAACCUGUCUGGCCACGUGGGGACAAGCGAGACCACAAAGGGUUCGACGGGGGCCCUUUCGACGGUGCAACAAUCAGUGGCUCACACCACCAUCCCCACCCAGACGAGCCAGGAGAGCCAAGCAGGUGCCGUGAAAGCGACUGUGGCGUCUAAAGUGACCACGGUCACAUGGAGAGCCGACAACGCGGUGACCACUGGCUACCCCUCCACCCCGGCGGAGAAGGGGCCUUCUACCUCACAGCCUCUUGUUACCAAAGCUGGGACCCCGUCCCCACCACCCCCCUCCGUUGUGACCCAAAUCACCACCAGCCACGCCGCAGCAGCUCAGCCAAAGCAGUAUGCGUAUUCUCUAAACCACGGGGACGAGAAAGAGGAGGAGAAAGACCUGGCGGAGGUGUGCAAGCGGCUGAUGGUCAAUCUACAAGACGGCAACUGCACCCUAACGUGGCAGCACCGCAACGACAAAAUACAGUUUGACCGUGUGGAGAUCAACGGAAAAGUGAAAACCAGCCUCGCAAACCAGUACUAUGAAGAAAUCACCAAGAAACCCACCGAUAGCAAAACCCUGAUCGCCAUCCUGGCCUCCAGUGGAGCUCUGCUGAUCAUGAUCGUCAUCCUCGCCGUCUGUGCCUCGCACCACCGCAGGCCGUACAAUGAGAACCAGCAGCACCUGACGGAGGAGCUGCACACAGUGGAGAAUGGUUACCACGACAACCCGACGCUUGAGGUGAUGGAGGUGCAGCCAGAGAUGCAGGAGAAGAAGACGGCGCUGAACGGAGAGUUCAACGACAGCUGGAUCGUCCCCAUGGACAACCUGCUGAAGGAGGACGUGGCGAGCGAGGAGGACACACACCUGUAGAGACGAGCGGGGGGAGGAGGAGUUGAUUUGUACACUACCACCUGUAAAUAAGUACUUUUUAAGUUGUUUUCUGCGAGCGUGGAAGAGUCAGGUGACGUUCAGUAACAAAGACAAUGUCCACAAAGACGCUUCUUUAGGUUGAUAGAAAGACGAUAGAAAGUGAAAGCUUUUAAAUCCCAGGGUGAGAUUUGCUUUUGUCUAGAAGUCGUCACAGGAUACAGACGACGGAAAAGGCCUCCAGCUUUCUUUCUAAAAAUAGGACUUCUGCGCUUCUCUGAUGUAACCAUGACUUAUGACAAGAUAUCUUAAAAAUACACAUCACGCCUAGUUAUACUUCAAACACAUUCAAAAUAAAAUUGAAUUAUUCAUGUUUUUUAGGGACUACCACUGAAACAGUUUCUCUUUCCACACUGUUGUUGCUGUUGUGUCUUGUGACAUUUUAAACUGUCUGAUUUGAUAUUAAAACCAGGGCACAUCACUGAGUCGGUUCAGUUUGAAUAACUGCAUUCCUUUUAAACCAUUAAGUUAAUAUAUAUGCGAACCUAUAUACAAGUCAAUCACCAUCUUGGGCACUCCAAUAAUCUUUAAUUGCUUUUUUUGUCUAAAGUUUCACUUUUAUUUUAGCUGUCACCAAAGUAUGUUACUAUUUGUUAUGUAUUUAUGUAUUGUUUGCUGCAGAAGGCAAACAACAGGGGUCUGACACACUGGAAGCUGCAAAUGGUCAAUGGCCUCGGCUCAUGUUCUUCUACCUGCUCACAUUUGAAAAUAAAAGGCAGUGUUUUUUUU